AUGUAUGAUUUUCAGAGGCAACGAUCUGAUGAAAGGACGUAUUCUUCAGUAUCAAGAACAUUAAAAGGAGAAGUGUUCUUGACGAAGGUGUCAUCAAUGAUAUUCUUGUCGGUGAAGUAUGACAAAGAGGAAAAUGAUUCAUACUCUCCUGAUUAUGAGCAAAAUGUCAUAUUUGGAUAUCUUAAUGAUGAUGAUGAAACACUACAAGAGACGUCUUUCUUCGAUAAUGCAAAUGAACUAGAAAGAGAAACCCCAAGCAAAAUACCCCAAAGAGUUACAUUUUAUACAGAUAAUAAUAGGAGAUCUCCAUUCCCAAGAAGGGUUUGGGUUUUUCAAUAG
Molecule: messenger RNA, 339 nt
Organism: Funneliformis caledonium
Lineage: Eukaryota; Fungi; Glomeromycota; Glomeromycetes; Glomerales; Glomeraceae
Source: the annotation of a GenBank genome assembly